AUGUCGUCCAACUCCGUCGCGCGCGCGCUGGUGAAUUUGGACCAGUUUCGAGUGGUGUCGCGGGACCUGACAAAGGGAACCUUCACUGGGGGCAUCUUUACUGCGGUAGCUUAUGCCGUGCUGCUCCUUCUGCUCAUCGCCGAGCUCGGUGCGUUCAUUAGGAAAAACUACCAGACGAAUAUCGUCAUGGACCAAAACAAUGAUGAAUUGAUUCAGAUCAAUUUUGACAUUUUGAUGUACGACUUGCCGUGCAGGUAUCUGAAGAUUGGUGUGUGGGACAAGUUCGGCGAGGAGAAAAUCAACAGUACGGAUCAGCCGUGUCCUCUGGAAUUGGUUCCCACGCUGUCGAAGUUUUUUUGGGUUAGUCUGAGGGUUUUUGGAUGA
Molecule: messenger RNA, 384 nt
Organism: Symbiodinium natans
Lineage: Eukaryota; Dinophyceae; Suessiales; Symbiodiniaceae
Source: the annotation of a GenBank genome assembly